Messenger RNA from Drosophila obscura, 2433 nucleotides. Its product is annotated as gamma-aminobutyric acid receptor alpha-like. The record is from RefSeq and is a predicted model, not a curated record. Lineage: Eukaryota; Metazoa; Arthropoda; Insecta; Diptera; Drosophilidae. Gene Ontology annotation, biological process: nervous system process; regulation of membrane potential; chemical synaptic transmission. Gene Ontology annotation, cellular component: synapse; neuron projection; membrane. Gene Ontology annotation, molecular function: neurotransmitter receptor activity; extracellular ligand-gated monoatomic ion channel activity; transmembrane signaling receptor activity.
CAUCCACAUCCACUGACCUCAUCAAGGACGGGAUGGGAAUGACCCGGGCGAGCCGGGCUAGCAGGAUCAAAGUCCCCUCCUGGCAAGGACAGCAACGCUUAAAUUUGCGCAUAUUUAAACUUUUGAUUAGCUGCUGCGUUUUAAUACUCAGCAUUUACACAAACGCCUGGCACUUGUCCAUCAGUCCCGGCACCGGCUCCGUCUGGGUCAUGGCCGGCAGCAUCAAGGGACGUGGUGACGCCCAUCGCCUGGAUGAGCUGGGCUCCAUGGCCCACACCGCCUCCUCCUCAUCGUCCUCUUCCUCCUCGCUGAUGUCGGCCUGGCUCACCCAAAGCAAUAACCAUGCAAAUAUCUCCGAGCUACUGGACAAUCUGCUGCGUGGAUAUGACAAUAGCAUACGUCCGGAUUUUGGUGGACCACCAGCCACUGUUGAAGUGGAUAUAAUGGUUCGAAGUAUGGGCCCAAUAUCAGAAGUUGAUAUGACCUACUCAAUGGAUUGUUAUUUUCGUCAAUCCUGGGUGGAUAAACGUCUCGCAUUCGAAGGCGCCCAGGACACGCUGGCACUGAGCGUCUCGAUGCUGAAGCGGAUAUGGAAGCCGGAUACGUACUUUUACAAUGGUAAGCAGAGCUAUUUGCACACGAUUACCACGCCGAACAAGUUUGUGCGGAUCUACCAGAACGGACGCGUCCUGUACUCCAGCCGUCUGACAAUUAAAGCCGGCUGCCCCAUGAAUCUGGCCGACUUUCCCAUGGACAUACAGAAGUGUCCGCUGAAAUUUGGCUCAUUUGGCUACACCACGUCCGAUGUCAUCUAUCGGUGGAACAAGGAGCGACCUGCCGUCGCCAUAGCGGAGGACAUGAAGCUGUCCCAAUUCGAUUUGGUCGACUGUCCGGCUGGCAAUUUGACGGACAUUGUAUAUAAGGCGGCGGCGCCUAUGCCGCAGGAACGGCCCUACAACAACAAGGAUCCGUCCCAGGCAGGACGCCCCAAGGCGACCAGCAAAACGCUGACCACAUUCGCAGGACCCGGGGCAAAGAAUCAGCAUGUGCGCGGCACCGGACUGAAGCUGGACAAGGGGGCCUUUGGCACGGGACGCGAUGCCGUCGGGGCACCGCCCAGCACCACCCUGUCGGGGAGUAUAACCAUUGAGACGCAUCAUCCAUCGGAGUACUCCAUGCUGAUGGUGAACUUCCAUCUGCAGCGGCACAUGGGCAACUUCCUCAUCCAGGUGUACGGGCCCUGCUGCCUGCUGGUGGUGCUCAGCUGGGUCUCCUUCUGGCUGAACCGGGAGGCCACUGCGGACCGGGUCUCGCUGGGCAUCACCACGGUGCUGACGAUGACGUUCCUCGGACUGGAGGCGCGCACCGACCUGCCCAAGGUGUCGUAUCCGACGGCCCUUGACUUCUUUGUGUUCCUCUCGUUCGCCUUCAUCUUCGCCACCAUCCUGCAGUUCGCCGUGGUCCACUACUUUACCAAGUACGGAUCGGGCGAGUGCUACUUCAUCAUUGAGGAGCUGGACUCGGAUUCGGCAGAGACGGAGACGGAAGCACCCUCCGACUUUCGGGACAGCACCGAGUCCAAGAUCUACGAGGUGAUACCCCUGUCCAUGUGCACCAUCGACAUGAUACCCAACUCCGCGGGCAGCAGUCGCCUCGGCAUGCUCAGCUCCAAGCGUGGCGCCGCACGCAACCGCCGCCACGUACCAUGGACCCUGAAGUUCCCGAGCUGCUUUGACUGGCGGCGAAGAAAGCCGCCACACACGCACUCACAUUCGCACUACUCCUCCUCCGACGAGGAGGAGGAUGACGAGCAGACCCAGCUGCGGGCACACGAGGCACCCUCCACAUCCGCAGCAGCGGCAGCAGCAGCAGCAGCAGCAGCAGCAGCGGCGGCGGCGGCAGCAGCAGCUGCCCAAAGCAGUCCGCCCCAUGUGGGCCGACGGCGGAUGUCCUACUAUCGGCGCGAGGAGAUGGAGGCACGCCGCAAGGGCAAACGGACGCCGCAAUACAAUUCCGUGUCGAAGAUCGAUCGCGCCUCGCGCGUCGUCUUCCCGCUGCUGUUCCUCCUGAUCAAUGUGUUCUACUGGUACGGCUACCUGUCCAGGAGCGCCCGCAUUCUGGCCAACACGCAACCGAGCACCUGAUGUUACCUUUUAGCAAUUUAGACAGAGUCCUCGAAGAAAUCGACAAAGCGAUUCACAGGCAGCAGACUCAGUGAACAAAGAGCUGGAUAUGCCUAGGAAUGGGUGCCCAAGGGGAAUGGAGAAUGGAUCGGCAGAUGGCAGAAGACAGGAUGAGGUUAUAUGUAUAUCGCUUCAGAUUCAGUUUUUGCUCUUAUUCUGAUUUGCUACAGACAGAAGAUCACAACGCUUUACAACGAUUUCUUUACGCUCUAAAUUGCUAAAGUAACACAAAACAAGAAACUAAAACUUA